Closterium sp. Naga37s-1 is the source of this 4218-nucleotide messenger RNA. Lineage: Eukaryota; Viridiplantae; Streptophyta; Zygnematophyceae; Desmidiales; Closteriaceae. The record is from the annotation of a GenBank genome assembly.
AUGUCGAGUCGGGGGUUGGCCCUGUCGCGAAUGGCGGCGGCGGUGGCGGUGUGGAUGGGGCUUGCGGGCGUGCUGGCGGGGCUGGUGGCGUGGAGGGUGCAGAAGGGCUUCGACGACAAUCGCAAGGCGGAGCUCGACACCUGGUGCGCCGGUCGCGCGCGCUCGCUGCAGCAGCAGUUCAUGCUCACCGCCGACCACGUGCAGGUACACGCCCCACCACGUGCAGCGGCCCCCAAGCGCCCCCCAUGCGCCCCCCAUGCGUCCCCCAUGCGCCCCCCAUGCGUCCCCCAUGCGUCCCCCAUGCGUCCCCCAUGCGCCCCCCAUGCGUCCCCCAUGCGCCCCCCAUGCGUCCCCCAUGCGCCCCCCAUGCGUCCCCCAUGCGUCCCCCAUGCGUCCCCCAUGCGCCCCCCAUGCACCUCCCAUGCACCCCCCAUGCACCCCCAUGCACCCCCCAUGCACCCCCCAUGCACUCCCCAUGCACUCCCCAUGCACUCCCCAUGCACUCCCCAUGCACUCCCCAUGCACUCCCCAUGCACCCCCCAUGCGUCCCCAUGCACUCCCCCAUGCGAACCCCGAUGCGCCCAUCAGGUGCUGGCGGGGCUGGCGACAGUGUUUGGCGGCGUGCGGCAGAACCCCUGGGCGGUGGGCAGCUGUCUCACGCAGCGCCGCUUCGUGCGCUUUGUGGAGCGCAUGGUGGCGGCGCAGCCCUGGGUGCACGCCGUGGCUUACAUGACGCUCAUCAACGGCUCACACAGGGCGUUGUUUGAGCGGGCGGCGCAGUGCAAGCUGUUGGACAUUCUCGGCAAGCCGGCCCUGGAGGCGGAUUGGUACAUGAACUCGCGCGUGUGGUUCCAGGAGAACCCCUUGCUGCCGCUGCUGGAGGUGGGCUCUGUGUGCAUCAACGUGCGCACACACCCCUCGUACGGCCCGCAGCUCGCGCGCAUGCACGACCUGGCAGUGAACCUGCUCAGCAUGCCCUACGUGCUUGACAAUGGGGAGGCUGGCAUGGGGGCGUGUGUGAGUGGUAUGGGUGAGUCGAAGUGCUGUUGCUCCUUCUUCCUCCCCCAGUCGCUACCUUCUCUCCCUGCCAUUCCCCAUUCUUCCAUAGCCACCCUCUUCAUCUCUCACUCACUCAUCCUCUACAUCUGUACCGUACCCCUCCCCCGUCCCCUCCCCCGUCCCCUCCCCCGUCCCCUCCCCCGUCCCCUCCCCCGUCCCCUCCCCCGUCCCCUCCUCCGUCCCCUCCCCCGUCCCCUCCCCCGUCCCCUCCGCCCCAUUGUGCGGCCAGGCAUGGGAUUCCCAAUCUUCAGGGACGGCGUGACAACGUCGUCGCCGCUGGAGGAGAGGCGGGCGGCGUUGAUCGGCCUCAUUGCGGCGUCCAUCGAUUUCAAGAGCCUCGCCGCCUUCAUCAUUAACGAAUACUCCCUCGAGGUCUAUGAUGUCACCUCCAGUGACCGCCUCGCUUUUUCCUCACCCUCCUCCUCCUCCUCCUCCUCCUCCUCCUCCUCCUCCUCCUCCUCCUCCUCCUCCUCCUCCUCCUCCUCCUCCUCCUCCUCCUCGUCUUCCUACACCCCGCGCCUGCUGUACGGGGUGGGCGACUUGCCUCAAGGCGACCCCUUGCAAGUGGCCAAGCUCAUUCCACCGUGCAACGAAACGAUGCUGCAGCCACACCGCUACAAGGCCGUGCAGCAAAUCAACCUCACCGACUCGUCACACACCUACCAGCUCUGGUGCCGCUUUGGCGAUGCUGACACGGUCCACAGCUGGACGGCCGUGCUGCUGGCGGUGCUGAUCAUGGUGGUGGCGGCGCUGCUGGCGGCUAUCGGGUUGAGCGUGGCGUGCAACACGCGUGGUGUGCGGGAGAAGGUGGCGGCGCUGGCGAUGCUCAAGGAGAGAACGCAGGCGGCGGAGCGCAACAAGAGUGCCUUCAUCGCCAACACGGCGCAUGAGCUGCGCACCCCCAUCAUCGGCCUCAAGGGCAUGUUGGAGGAGCUGGCGGAGGGGGAGGUGGACUUAGGGCAGAGGGAGGACGUGGGGACGGCGGUGGGCGAGGUGGAACGCAUCGUGGCGCUCAUCAACGUCGUGCUCGACGUCUCCAAGGCCGAGGCCGGCCGCCUCACCAUGGAGACCCUGCCCUUCGAUGUGCGCUCCUGGCUCAGGGACACGCUGCACUCCCACGCCUGCGCCGCCCACGCUCGCAACCUCAAUUUUGCGUGCCGUGUGGAUACGAGUGUGCCCGAGGUGCUGGAGGGGGACUACAUGCGCCUGCAGCAAGUGGUGGACAGCAUUGUGGACAAUGCCAUCAAGUUCACGACCAGCGGAAGCGUGUGUGUGCGGCUGCAGUGCCUUCCCCCCGACACCCACAUCCCCACCCACCUGCUCUCCCUCGGCUGCCUCCUCGCUCAACCCACCCCCGCCUGCUCCUCGCUUUCAGCUGCUGCUGCCAAUAAUGGUGAAGCCACUUCUACUGCUGCCACCACUGCUGCUGUUGCCACUGCUGUCCCCACAGCUGCUGCUGCUGCUGCGCCUGGCGGUGAGCAGGAGCGAGCAGAGAGGGCGUGGAGAGAGCAGGUGGUGCAGCAUGGGUUGGUGCAGCAGGGAGCGGAGCAGCAGGGGGUGGUGGGGGGCGUGGUGGGCGACUGGGCCCUACAGCUGGCGUCGCUCUGCACACGCUUCCUCCCGCGCCCCUCACACCCGCCAGUGGGGGCCAUGGGGCAGGGCGAGGGCCACGAGAGGUGCGAGUGUGACGAGGAGGAGGGAAGGGAGGGGGAGGGGAAGCCGGAGGGGGGGUGGGAAAGGGAGGGGCAAAGGAAGGAAGGGUGGAGUAAUGCAGAGAAUGGGCGCAGGGAAGGUGUGGGGGAUGAGGAAUGGCGGAGAGGUGAAUGGGGGGGUGCAGCAGUGCAGACAGUGCGUGGUGCGGCAGCAGGUGCAUGUGUGCAGCAAGGGCGGGAGGAGGGUGGCGAGAGGGGGAAUGCAGGAAAAAGUGGCGUUUCUUGGAGAAGAGGAGAGGGGGCUUCGCUGAGACAUGGCGAAGAGGAGGACGGGGGUGGUCUUGGUGGUCUUAGAGCCGGGCGAGGUGCUGCUGUGCGUGAGGGGGGUGGCGCUGGCACAUUUGAGGUAGGCAGGGUGGCAAGAGCAGCAGCAUUAGGAGCGGGUGGUGGUGUGGGCUGGUGGAGCGAACCAGUGGGGAGGUGGUGGCGCGGGCGGGGCAGAGAGGAGUGCACAGAGGAGGAGGGGGGGGGUGGCAGGCGGUGUGUGGUGCUGCUGACAUGUGAGGACACGGGGUGUGGCAUCGCAGAGGAGGAGCGGCGCGACGUGUUUCAGGCGUUCAUGCAGGCACACCAGAAAAGACACGCGCAUGGCGGUAGCGGCAUGAGCCUUCACUUGUCACGCCAGCUGGUGUCCCUCUUAGGCGGCAGCAUGGGUCUGAUCAGCACAGAGGGCCUUGGCACCACUCUGCACAUCGCUCUGCCCUUUUAUGUUCCCGCUCCUCCUGCUGCUGCUGCUGCUCAUUCCCCGGCUGCCAGUUCUGCUCCCAGCGUGGGUUAUGGUGCUGGCUGGAAUGCCGUUCCCAUUCCCAGCCCCAUUACCAGAGUGGGCAACAGAAGCUUGAGUGCGAGCGAGAGAGAGCAGGGCUGGGGAGAGGCGGAGGGCACAAGCGUGGUGGAGAGGGCGGGUGAGAAGGUGGUGAGCGCCAAGGAGGCCCUCAAGGAGCUGCUUCAGGGCAUGGCCAUCCUGGUGGUGGACGACAACGUGAUCAACCGUUCUCAGCCCCUCUGCACCCCUCCCUGUACCCCCUCUCUCCACCAGGUGGUGGACGACAACCUGGUGAACCGGCGGGUGGCAGCGAGCACGCUGGCGCGGUACGGGGCGGAGGUGGCGCUGGCAGAGUCGGGCGAGGCGGCGCUGCGCCUGCUGCAGGCAACCCACUCCUUCCGCCUCGUGCUCAUGGACCUCCUCAUGCCCGGCCUCGAUGGCUUCCAGACCACCGCCCGCCUGCGCGCCUUUGAGGCCAAAGCCCACACCGCCCAAGCGGGGUUGCAAGUGGGACAGGGAGAUUGGCAACAACAGCAGCGCGUUCAUGUGGUGGCCAUGUCAGCAGAUGUGGACUGUGCCGUUGUCGCCCGUGCCACUGAGGCUGGCAUGGAUGGCGCUGUGCAGAAGCCACUCAGUGAGAGAGUUCUACUGCAGGUGCUCUCAACACUUAACGGUUUGUAA